AUGAAAGGCUCCCCUGCCUUCCCUCUGGUGAAUUGUCUCCUCCCUCUGCUCCUCCUGGUGUCUAUUGGAGUCUCAGGAGAAGUGUCUUGGUUUAUUGUGAAGGGACCAUCUGAGACCAUCACAGCCCUGCUGGGAACUGAUGCCAUCCUGCCCUGCCAGUUGUUUCCUGAGCAGAGUGCAGCUCGCAUGCACAUCCGAUGGUACCGUGCCCAGCUUACCCCUGCUGUGCUGGUGUUCCACAACGGGCAGGAGCAAGGAGAGGUGCAGAUGCCCGAGUACCGAGGCAGGACCCAGAUGGUGAGACAUGCCAUCGACACUGGAAGUGUGGCUUUGCAGAUACAGAAGGUCCAGGCCUCUGACGAUGGCCUGUAGCACUGUCAGGUUACAGACAACUUCACCUCCCAAGAGGUCUCCAGGGAGCUUCGAGUCAUAGGUUUAGGCUCUGCCCCUCUUGUUCACAUGACAGGACUUGAGAAUGAUGGGAUCCGAGUGUUGUGCUCCUCAAGUGGCUGGUUCCCAAAACCCAAGGUGCAGUGGAGAGACACCGUCGGGGACACUCUACUGUCCUCCUCUGAGUCACAGGUCCAAGACAGAGACGGGCUCUUCCACGUGGAAGCGUCUCUUUUGGUCACAGAUAGAGCUGUAGGCCACGUGAUCUGCUCCAUCCAAAAUCCUAUCUACAACCAGGAGAAAUCGAAGGCCAUCCUCCUCCCAGAGCCCUUCUUCCCCACCACAUGUCCAUGGAGCCUAGCCCUGGCUUGCUCGCUCCCCAUACUAUUGCUCCUCCUUGGUGGGAUCAGCCUCGCUGCCUGGAAAGAACAUCGAGUCAAAAGGAGAGAAAUGAAGAAAUGUUCAAAAGAACAUGAUGAAAUACUUCAGAUGAAGAAGGAGACGAAAACUGCACUGAAGGUCAGAGAUGACCUCCAGGCCGACCUAGAUCGGAGGAAGGCGCUGUACAGAGAAGACUGGAAGAAGGCCUUGCUCUACCCUGACUGGAGGAAGGAACUGUUCCAGCUGGCUCCUGUGAUGAUAAAUCAUGAAAUGCCUACCCAGGACAAGUCUGACUCAAAGACAGAAGAAAACAGAGGUAAGGAGACAGCAGAUCCAUCUGUCAGCAGCUCACAAGGAGACCACAACAUCAUCAUGCUCUCCCAGGAAGGCUUCAUGUUGGGGCGAUACUACUGGGAGGUGGAUGUCGAGGACAUGGAGGAGUGGACACUAGGAGUUUAUGAGCUGUACACUCAGGAUGCAUCACCCACAGGCUCCUUGAGGAAAUUCAGAGUCCUGGAAAAGAAGGGAGACGAAUACAGGGCUCUUGCCUUCAGUUCCCAAAACAUUUUGGAAGAACCUCUGCCACUGGAGACACAUCCACUGAAGACUGCCAUCUUCUUGGAUCAGGAGGAUAACGACCUCUCUUUCUAUAACAUGACUGAUGAGACACACAUCUUUUCCUUUGCCCAGGACACUUUCUUGGGAUCACUCUAUCCUUACUUCAAAUGUAAUUCAUGGAGCUCUCUCCAACAGCCCAGCCCUAAGUGA
Messenger RNA from Arvicanthis niloticus (Nile rat), 1539 nucleotides. Its product is annotated as butyrophilin-like protein 1. The record is from RefSeq and is a predicted model, not a curated record. NCBI's taxonomy places the organism in Eukaryota, Metazoa, Chordata, Mammalia, Rodentia, Muridae. Gene Ontology annotation, cellular component: external side of plasma membrane. Gene Ontology annotation, biological process: T cell receptor signaling pathway; regulation of cytokine production. Gene Ontology annotation, molecular function: signaling receptor binding.